UCAUUGUCUAUGGUUAGUUCCGUGUUUAUCAUGGUGGGGUGAAGUUACGCAGUAUUUCUAAGAAAAUAAUAUUACGUUUAUUUAACGUAAUUGUAAUGCUACAGACUUAGAAACUUCACAAGUACUGCAAAAUUUUGCGUAAUCCAUGUUGAAUCAAGGAUUGAGCGCAGAUAACUCACCCACAAAAUGAUAAAAAAAAUUAUAUUCACUCUCGCAACACUGCUGACCUACACAAAUGCAGAAUACAUACCUCCGGGUCCGGUCUACCCGUGUCCGAACGACUCAAAGACCACGUUACUGUACCCGUGUGUCUGCGAGAAGGGGUCGGACACGGGGUUGUAUAUACGGUGUGAGAAUACUGGGUUGGCUGUGUUGAGCGUUGGGUUGGGGAAUAUAGCUGGGUUGGGGUUACCGGUUGAGCGGUUGUUGUUGAAGGAGUUGAAGAUUUCAAACCUCUUCGGCCCCCUCUUCCACCGGUCCACGAUCAGAGUACUCCAAAUAGAAGACACGCCCAUCAGGACGAUAGACCAAUACGCGUUCGCGGGAGUCAAUAGGACACUCCAAGAGUUGUACAUGAUUAACACUCAAAUUGAUGUCUUCCCGAAAGAUGCUUUUAUGAUCCUAGGCAACCUAUCAGUGUUAUCUAUAGACGGGCACAAAAUGACUAAGCUAGCUAAAGACAUAUUCGCUGGCAGUGAGCUGGUCGGCAAGUUGGAGAGAUUGCAUCUAUCUAAUGGGCUCAUUUCUGAUAUACCGCCGGAGGCUUUUCAGGUGUUAAAGAAACUGAAGAAGCUAGAUCUUCACGGUAAUAAACUGGUCACACUGAAGAGGAAUCAGUUCAAAGGAUUGAGAGACACAGAGCUAUUGGAUUUGAGUCAUAACAGCAUAACAAAGUUGGAUGGCAGUCAUAUUGGAGAUUUGACUAAACUAGGCUGGUGUAAUGCGAGUCAUAAUCAAAUUGGAGAAAUACCGAGAGGUAUGUUCGCAAGGAAUACAGUAAUAAAAGUAGUACAUUUGGAUCACAACAAGAUAAAGAAAUUGGAUACCAACAGCUUUAGAGGGAUGAGGUUUUUGAGACGUCUCUACCUCCAAGACAAUUUAAUAUCAGACAUAGGCCGCGGCACGUUUUCAGCGGUCACUAGAAUAGGUACCGUGGAUCUAGCUAGAAACCAAAUCAAGAAAGUUGACUUCCAAAUGUUCCAACAAGUAAAAUAUGCUGAGAUAAUUAACUUAGCAGAAAACAAUAUAACUAUAAUAGAAACGCAAGCAUUCACAGAUUUAUAUCAAGCAGUAGUAAAUAUAUCUCACAACGCUCUCUCGACCAUAGAGACAGGAGCGUUUGUGAAUUGCAAUAACAUGACGUUGCUAGACUUUAGCCACAACCAAUUGUCUAUGAUCAGUCCUAGAGCGUUCGAUGAAAAUAGUUAUGCGUAUGAAUUGCAAGUUUCGCAUAAUGAGUUCAGGAAUUUUUCGCAGAUACCAAUACAAAACAUGACAGGCAUCCAAAAAUUAAAUGUAUCCCACAAUAAAAUAGAGUCUAUACCAAAACUAGCAUUUCCGAAAUUAUACGAACUACAUACAGUUGACAUGUCUCAUAAUAAUUUGAGCGAAAUUUUUAACGCUGUCUUCCAAAAUCUGUUUUCUAUAAGAUUCCUUAACCUAAGCUACAAUUCACUAGAAACGAUAAAACCAGCGACUUUCGGCACUAUUCCCACAGUGCUAGAGUUGAAUUUGUCUCACAACAGGCUCAGAGAGAUCUCCAGAGGCAGUCUUGCGAAGUUGGUCAGCUGUCGCCUUAUAGAUAUCAGUUAUAAUGUGCUGGAAAAACUGUUUCAAAUACCUAUUAGUUUGGGCGAAUUAAACGUAGCCCACAACAACAUAACUUCAAUAAAACCGAACACUUGGCCGACAAUGAACGCUCUCCUCCGGCUGAACCUAUCGGCCAACCAGCUGGCUGAUUCGCUGCAAUCAGACAGUUUCUCCAGUCUGCUCACUCUUCAGGCUCUGGAUUUGUCGGCUAAUGGGUUAACGAAACCGCCUUGGGAAGCCUUGAGUAGUUUGACUAGUUUGCAGUAUUUGUAUUUACAGGAUAACAACAUAACAGAACUAAGCCGAUCUGCGUUCGGUAACCUACCGACAACCUUCAAGAUAGAUUUGUCGCGCAACCAAAUAGCAACCGUUGCUCAGAGAUCGUUCAACGGGCUGCAACAGUUGCUUGAUCUGUCGCUCAGCGGGAAUAGGCUUGAGAGUGUGCCUAAUGAGGCUUUUAAGGGGCUGGUUGCUUUGAGGAAGUUGGAUCUGUCACAUAAUUUCUUAGAAAAGAUUGACAAUAAAACCAACGGUUUGCUUGAUGACUGCUUAUCUUUAGAAGAGGUAAACUUAAGCCACAAUAAAAUCGGGUUUUUAACAAAGAAAAUGUUCCCCUCAAACCCAUGGAUACCUUACCGACUGCGGGAAAUUGAUCUCAGUUACAACGAGAUACCGGUCGUUACUCACGACUUGACUCUCGGGGCGAAGAAAGUUAAAAAGUUGAAUCUAUCUGGCAAUUAUAUUAAUGAUGUUAGGAAUAAUGUGCUAGGCAACCUGACAUCGUUGGAAGUACUAGACUUAUCUCAUAAUAAUCUGAAAGAUUUGGUUUCAAGAACUUCUGAAAUAAAAUUCACAUUACCAGAGAACAUUACAGAAUUGAUUCUAAAGAACAACUCUCUAGGUUCAUUACCGACACCAAACAUUAUGUCGUCGAAAUACCUGAAACUAUUAGAUGUAAGAAAUAAUGAAUUAACUAGCUUCGAACCUGAGUUAGUGAGGAAAAUCAAGCACGAAGGAUUGGUUGUGUUAUUUCAAGGUAACAGCCUAAAAUGCGAUUGCUUCACGCGCCCUCUAAAACACUAUUUAAAUCAUAUUCGUCCAUCUUUACUGAAAACAGACGAAAAAUAUCAAAAUAUUACAUGUGCGGAACCAGUGACUUUGGUCAACGAGAAUAUUUUGACCAUAGACGAAGAUAGAUUAUUGUGCAGUGGCAACACUGAGAUUGACGCGAAAAUUUUGGAGCAUAGCAACACUGAGGGGGAGAGCGCUUUUGAUUUUACUUCGGAACCCGAUUUGGCAUUUAGGGAUGUGCAAUAUUCACAAUCAUCAAUAUACGCCCACUGGUUUAUAACAACCAACGAGGACGUCGGUGAUUUCAUACUAUACAUACGCGAUGCACAAAACAAGCUAUUAUUUUCAUCCGAUGUUUCUUACAACUUACGUUCUUUAACCAUACCUAUUGACGACACAAUAAAAAUAUCACUACAGGAUAAAAAUACACACGAAAUAUGUAUACAGGCAAAAAAUUCUAAUAAUACGCCGAAAAAAUGGCACCCAAGUCAGUGUCAAAAGGUUUUGGACGAUUUUAAUUCGUGGCCAGUUAAGUUAGUUGUAGAUAAACGCAGGCUCACGAAGAAGAAAGUUAAAUACAGUUGGUUCGGUAACAGCGUGUUGGGGCUCGUUAGCGAUUCGAUUCUGAUAACGCUGUGCAUAUUUUUGAGUGUUUGUCUGAAAAUUACUGAUGAUAUGUGAUUUUGGGAGUUUUUUUUGCUAAAAGAAUGAUGGUAUUAUUAUGUUUUUUGAAGAAAUUUUUGUGACUGGUACAUUAAUCUUGGUAUUUUUUUAAAUAAUUGUUUUUCCUAAUUUAAAUGUGUAUUUUCAAGAGGGAUAAGUUGGUCUCGUAAAAACAGAAAUUAAUAUGCAAUUUUGAGUUCAAUACGACCAUUAGAAAAAAUACUAAAAAAUCUCAGGAAAUAUUCAAAUAAUACGCUCAAAAAAUGGCAUCCAAGUCAGUGUCAAAUGUUUUUGGAAGUCAAAGUCAAAGUAAAAAAAAAUAUUAUUUUUUAAUGCUCUUUCGAAACGUCAAACUAGUUGAAAAUUAUAAUUCGUGGCCAGUUAAGUUGGUAGUAGAUAAACGCAGGCUAACUAAGAAGAAAGUUAAAUAUAGUUGGUUCGGUAACAGCGUGUUAGGGCUGGUUAGCGAUUCGAUUCUGAUUACGCUGUGCAUAUUUUUGAGUGUUUGUUUGAAAAUUACUGAUGAUUUGUGAUUCUUUUAGUAAAAAGAAUGAUGGUAUUAUUAUCAAUUUUUGACGAAAUUUUUGUGGAUGGUAAAUUAUCUUGGUAUAUUUUUUUAAAGAAAAGUUUUUUCUAAUUUAAAUGUGUAUUUUCAAGAGGGAUAAGUUGCUCUCGUAAAACCAGAAAUAUGUAUGCAAUUUUGAGUUCUAUACGACAUUAAAAAAAUAAUUAAAGAAUUUAAAUUACAUUUUUUGAAUUUCUCUUUAUAUUGUUAUUUAUAAAAAUAUACCAAGAUUGUUUAGCAUUUAGGAAGACAACUUAGAAGAGUGAAAUUAAACCUACAUAUUUUUAGUGAACUUUUACUAAAUGCAAACUAUAUAAACUAAAAGUUGUGAGUUAUUUAAAUUUUAUAAUCUAGAUAAUCUAAAAUGUUAUUCAAAAGAAUCUCCUAAAUAUUAGAGUCACGAUGUCGAAGGCGGCUGUUCUCAUUUAAGGAGAUCAGCCAGCUGCGCAGGACAUAUUAUAUUGCAAGAAACUUAUAUUCAACAUGAACAAUAUAUUUUCAAUAUUAUUUAAAAUACUCGAUUUUGUAUUAAAGAAACUUGACAUCGAAUUUUUGUCAACAUUUUUUUUUGUUUUAUGUUAAAAAUAUAUAAAUGACAAAGUAUUAUCACUGCCUUGUGUAAACUUUUAUAUUUGAAAUUAGUCAUAAGUUUUACAUAAAAAAAAACUAAAGCUGAUAUUUUCCCUUAAUUUCUUUGCAUGCAUAUUAAAUUGCCCAAUUAAAGGGUUAAAAACUGACUAUCUAUUUAAGCAAAAAUGUGAAA
Helicoverpa armigera (cotton bollworm) is the source of this 4871-nucleotide messenger RNA. RefSeq names its product convoluted (gene conv). NCBI's taxonomy places the organism in Eukaryota, Metazoa, Arthropoda, Insecta, Lepidoptera, Noctuidae. Gene Ontology annotation, molecular function: protein binding. The record is from RefSeq and is a predicted model, not a curated record. The coding region runs from base 187 to 3561 and encodes 1124 amino acids. The transcript has 19 exons.